ACAGCUAGACAAGUAAACCUCUCUCUCUCCACAUUUAUACGAGGAAGAGAAGAUUAUAAGCAAAGCUGUUUUAAGGCAGAAAGUAGAAUCGUUGCUUAGUCUUCUCAGCAUUUGAAGAAGAAAUCAGCUCAGCAAGCAACAAUUCCACUUCAACUAUCAGUUCUAGCACCAUUCUUUCUCUCCUUCUCCUUCUAUAUUAUAAUCGCUGCACGUCCUGGAAUAUUUAGAUCUGACCCUAAAUGGGAAUUUGAUUAUGUAAUCUUUCCUCCAAAGCUGAAGCCUCUCCCGCUUUCAAGAUAUUUCUGGGAAAAAAACAGAGGCAGGAAUGGCAAAGUCUAGGCAAAGUUUUCCUCCACAAGACUACUCUUCAUCUGCCCCUACGGCUGGGAGAUCGAGGGACGGGGAAGGCCCAGGGAGAUGGAACGAGUACUUGGGUCAAUUCAUUGCCCCUCCAACCACGUCUAAGACCACCGCGAGAACUGUUGGUGGGUCUGAAGGUGUGAAUUCGAGUUCUGCUCUGUCUCAUAAGGGAUUGAAUAUUCUGUGGGUGCACCAGCUAACUCAAGUUGCCGAGGGGCUCAUGGCCAAGAUUUACAGGCUCAAUCAAAUCUUGGAUUACCCAGAUUCAGCGGGUCAUGUGUUUUCUGAUGCAUUUUGGAAAGCUAGUGUUUUCCCAAACCAUCCGAAAAUUUGUAUCCUACUCUCCAAAAAGUUUCCAGAGCAUUACAGCAAAUUACAGCUUGAACGAGUUGACAAGGUUGCAUUGGAUGCUAUGAAUGAUGGUGCAGAAGUUCUUUUACAGAGCUUGGAACCUUGGAUUCAGCUACUUCUUGACUUGAUGGCAUUUCGAGAACAAGCUUUACGGUUGAUUUUGGAUCUGAGCAGCACUGUUAUUACCUUGUUGCCUCAUCAGAACGCACUGAUACUACAUGCAUUUAUGGACCUUUUUUGUGCAUUUGUUCGUGUCAACCUCUUUUCCGACAAGAUGCCUAGGAAAAUGAUACUUCAAACUUAUAACCUUUUGUAUGGAAUGUUGCAUGGUGAUCGUGACUGUGACUUUUAUCAUCGGUUGGUCCAAUACAUUGAUUCCUAUGAUCAACCUUUGAAAGGAUUACAUGAAGACUUAAAUUUUGUGAGCCCUCGCAUAGGAGAGGUUUUAGAGGCUGUGGGGCCAACAAUACUUCUUUCUACGGAUACAAGGAAGCUAAGAAAUGAGGGCUUCUUAAGUCCAUUUCAUCCACGCUAUCCUGACAUACUCACAAAUUCUGCACAUCCAAUGAGAGCUCAAGACUUGGCAAAUGUCACUUCCUAUAGAGAAUGGGUGUUAUUUGGGUACCUUGUUUGUCCUGAUGAACUUCUUAGAGUCACCAGCAAUGAUAUUGCUUCGGUUGUACUAAAGGAGAACUUGGUUCUUAGUGUUUACAGAGAUGAGUACAUACUACUACAUGAGGAUUACCAGUCAUAUGUUUUGCCACGAAUCUUGGAGUCUAAAAAGAUGGCCAAAUCUGGACGCACAAAGCAAAAGGAAACAGAUCUGGAAUAUAGUAUUGCAAAGCAGGUUGAGAAAAUGAUAAGUGAAGUUCAUGAACACGCAUUACUAUCCUGUGAUUCCAUACACCAUGAAAGAAGAAUAUUGUUGAAACAAGAGAUUGGAAGAAUGGUGCUAUUUUUUACCGAUCAGCCUAGUUUAUUAGCUCCUAAUAUUCAGAUGGUAUUUUCAGCUUUAGCCUUGGCCCAAUAUGAGAUUAUAUGGCACUUCCAACAUGUUGGCGUCGCAUCAGCAAGAUCAAAAUCAACCAGGAUUGUGGCAGUAGAAAUAGAUCCAAGUGAUCCAACUAUUGGAUUUCUUUUGGAUGGGAUGGACCGCCUUUGUUGUUUGGUGCGCAAAUACAUUGCAGCGAUUAGAGGAUAUGCAUUGUCCUAUUUGUCAUCUUCUGCUGGUAGAAUACGUUUUUUGCUGGGAACCCCUGGAAUGGUGGCUCUUGACUUGGAUACAACCUUAAAGGGUCUCUUUCAGAAGAUUGUUCAGCAUCUUGAAAACAUACCAAAACUACAGGGUGAAAAUAUCUCUGCCAUAACAUGUGAUCUAUCAGAGCUGCGGAAAGAUUGGUUGUCAAUAUUGAUGAUUGUCACUUCAGCUCGAUCAUCUAUAACCAUUAGGCAUUUGGAGAAAGCUACUGUCUCCACUGGAAAAGAAGGAUUACUCUCUGAAGGGAAUGCUGCUUACAAUUGGUCUAGAUGUGUUGAUGAACUUGAAUCUCAACUAUCAAAGCAUGGUAGCCUUAAAAAGCUCUACUUCUACCACCAGCACCUCACAACAGUUUUUAGGAACACCAUGUUUGGACCUGAAGGCCGUCCACAGCAUUGUUGUGCUUGGCUUGGUGUUGCUAGUAGUUUUCCCGAUUGUGCUUCUACAAUUGUUCCUGAAGAGGUUACUAAGAUUGGUCGAGAUGCAGUGAUGUAUGUUGAGUCCCUUAUAGAAUCCAUCAUGGGAGGAAUGGAAGGAUUAAUUAAUAUUCUCGACUCUGAAGGAGGUUUUGGCUCUUUGGAGAUGCAGCUUCUUCCAGAGCAGGCAGCUAAUCUCGUGAAUCUGACCUCAAGAACAUCACUCCCUUCAGCUAAAUCUCCAAAAGGCAUUACUGGCUUUCAUUUCCCAGGCUAUGAGAGCUUUCCUGAAAAUAGUGCUUCUGUUAACAUGUUGGAAGCUGCAAUGCAGAGGCUGAUGAAUCUUUGUUCAGUACUAAAUGACAUGGAGCCUAUAUGCGUUCUAAACCAUGUCUUCGUUCUGAGGGAGUACAUGAGAGAAUGCAUUUUAGGGAACUUCAAGAGAAGACUGCAUGCAGUACUCAAGAAUGAUAGUGAUCUUCAACGGCCAUCUGUUAUGGAAUCACUGAUUCGUAGGCAUGUUAGUAUAGUUCAUCUAGCAGAGCAACAUGUUAGCAUGGACCUGACCCAGGGCAUUCGUGAAGUUCUACUGAAUGAGACAUUCUGUGGUCCAGUUUCUUCUCUGCACUUGUUUGAGAAACCAGCUGAACAACAUACUGGAUCUGCUGUUGAGUCUGCAUGCAACUGGUAUGUUGACAAUAUUGUCAAGGAUAUCUCUGGAGCUACUGUCUUGUUCGCACCACUUCAAAGGUGCUUUAAGAGCAUGAGACCUGUUGGAGGUUAUUUCGCACAAUCUAUCACUAAUCUGAGAGAAUUGCAAGCUUUUAUCCGCAUUUUUGGAAGCUAUGGUGUAGACAGGUUGGACAGGAUGAUGAAGGAACAUACUGCAGCGCUGUUGAAUUGCAUAGACACGUCACUACGAGCAAACCGAGAAAUACUAGAGGCGGUUGCAGGAAGCAUGCAUGGUUGUGACAGAAUAGAAAGAGAUGCAAAUAUGAGGCAGAUAAUAGACAUUGAGACGGUUAUUGGGUUCUGCAUUCAAGCAGGACAAGCUGUGGCCUUUGAUUGUCUUCUAGCGGAAGCUGCUGGAAGUGUCCUUGAAGAAGGAGCGCCUCUGAUACAUUCACUGCUUGCUGGGAUUGUGAAUCAUUUGCCUGAGGAAAUGCCUGAGAAGAAGGAAAUGAGGAGGAUGAGAAGGGUGGCAAACAGUGUAAGUGUGGUAUCUGAUCAUGAUUCAGAAUGGGUAAGGUCAAUUUUGGAAGAGGUGGGAGGUGCGAAUGAUGGAUCAUGGAGCUUAUUGCCUUAUUUCUUUGCUACUUUCAUGACAUCCAACAUCUGGACUACAACUGCCUUCAAUGUGGAUACUGGGGGAUUUAACAACAACAUCCACUGUUUAGCAAGAUGCAUUUGUGCAGUGAUUGCUGGGAGUGAGUUUGUUAGACUGGAAAGAGAAUGUCAGCAAAGACAGUCUUUCUCCAAUGGUCAUCAUGUCAAUGGUACGCAGGAUCAUCCAGAUAUGCGGAGCCGUUUAUCAGCUGAAACAAGUAUAAAGGCGACAAUGCAGCUCUUUGUUAAAUUUUCUGCUGGAAUUAUAUUGGAUGCAUGGACUGAAUCUAAUAGAUCUCAACUGGUUGCAAAAUUGAUAUUCCUGGAUCAGAUGUGUGAAAUAUCGCCAUACCUAGCUAGAAGCUCGCUUGAAGUGCACAUCCCUUGUACUAUUCUGCGAUCAAUAUACAACCAGUACUAUACAACAAAUUUGUCAACCACAGCACUAGCAUUGUUAAUUUCGUCCCCUCGACAUUCUCCAGCAGUUCAUGCAUCUCCUGCAGUUAGGUCUCGUGGCGACUCAACUCCACAAGCCCCCUCCUCCUCCUCUAGUACUACUGUUCAUGAAUACAGUUACUUCAAGCCUUCGUCGUCAUCUGCUGCUUCUUCCGCACAUAAUCAUAGUAUACAAUUGGAUCAUCAACUCUAUGAAGCUGGUGGUGGCGGAAACACGCAUCAUCAUAAGAACAGUAGACGGUCGGGUCCAUUAAAUUAUAGUUCAAGCAGCAAAAAUAAGUACGAAGGGUCUACGUCUGGGAGCACAGCUCCUCCGGGUGCAUUGCCGCGAAGGUUUGCAGUCUCAAGAUCGGGUCCUAUAUCAUAUUAUAAGUAGUAGAUGUACCUAAAACAAA
Impatiens glandulifera is the source of this 4562-nucleotide messenger RNA. Its product is annotated as protein NAP1. Gene Ontology annotation, cellular component: SCAR complex. The coding region runs from base 326 to 4543 and encodes 1405 amino acids. NCBI's taxonomy places the organism in Eukaryota, Viridiplantae, Streptophyta, Magnoliopsida, Ericales, Balsaminaceae. The record is from RefSeq and is a predicted model, not a curated record. Gene Ontology annotation, biological process: cell morphogenesis; cell migration; cell projection assembly. The transcript has 24 exons.